AUGAUGGAUUCUUCCAAAUCUGAGUAUUCUGAAAAACUUCGCACUGUUCGUGGACUUUUAAUAUAUAAAGAUUUUGCUGAAAAUUGGGAUAAUGUGGAGGCAUUCCAGGCAAGGCCAGAUGAUCUGCUUAUUGCCACCUAUCCCAAAUCUGGCACAACCUGGGUUAGUGAAAUUGUAGACUUGAUCUAUAAAGACGGUAAUGUUGACAAGUGCAAAGAAGAUGCCAUUUUUAAUCGAAUACCUUUCUUGGAAUGCAAAAAUGAAGAGCACUUUGAUGGAAUAAAACAACUAAAAAAUAUGGCAUCUCCUAGGAUAGUGAAGACUCAUCUCCCACCUGAAUAUCUUCCAGUCUCAUUUUGGGAAAAGAACUGCAAGAUGAUCUAUCUUUGCCGGAAUGUCAAGGAUGUGGCUGUUUCUUAUUAUUAUUUCCAUUUAAUGAUACCUGCUCAUCCAAAUCCUGGAACAUUUCCAGAGUUUGUGGAGAAAUUCAUGGAUGGAGAAGUUCCUUAUGGUUCCUGGUAUAAACAUGUAAAAUCUUGGUGGGAAAAGAGUAAAAGCCCAAAUGUGCUAUUUCUUUUCUAUGAAGACAUGCAAGAGGAUAUUAGAAAAGAAGUGAUAAAAGUGAUUCAUUUCCUGGGAAGGAAGCCAUCAGAGGAGCUUGUGGAUACUAUUGUGAAUCACACUUCUUUCCAAGAGAUGAAGAAUAAUCCAACUACCAAUUACACAGCAAUACCAGAGAAAUUUAUGAACCAGAAAGUAUCCCCCUUCAUGAGAAAGGGGAUAGUAGGAGACUGGAAGAAUCACUUUACAGUAGCUCUGAAUGAAAGAUUUGAUGUGCACUAUGAGCAGGAAAUGAAAGGGUCGACACUGAAAUUACAAACCCAGAUCUGAAGGGCUUCCUUGUCUUAACAUUUCUGAGAGUAAAUUUUCUUUUCGGCAUUCCUCACUU
Trichechus manatus latirostris (Florida manatee) is the source of this 949-nucleotide messenger RNA. Its product is annotated as estrogen sulfotransferase-like. NCBI's taxonomy places the organism in Eukaryota, Metazoa, Chordata, Mammalia, Sirenia, Trichechidae. Gene Ontology annotation, cellular component: cytoplasm. The transcript has 7 exons. The record is from RefSeq and is a predicted model, not a curated record. The coding region runs from base 1 to 891 and encodes 296 amino acids. Gene Ontology annotation, biological process: sulfation. Gene Ontology annotation, molecular function: aryl sulfotransferase activity.